GCAUAGGAAGUGUAAUAAAGAAGGGAGCGACGCACGAAUCGCCAUUGUUGAUUCUGAAGUCGCAAAAGCAGCAUCGUCCUGCGACUCUCCAAUUCAACUGCUUAAAACUGAGCUUGUGCCCUAGUUUUCUUGUUCUACUAAAUAGAUUUUGAGGCGAAAUGCAGAUCUUUGUGAAGACCCUCACCGGAAAGACCAUCACCCUCGAGGUCGAGCCAUCCGACACCAUUGAAAAUGUCAAGGCUAAGAUCCAGGACAAGGAAGGCAUCCCUCCCGACCAGCAGAGGUUGAUCUUCGCUGGUAAGCAGCUCGAGGAUGGCCGCACUCUUUCCGAUUACAACAUCCAGAAGGAGUCGACCCUCCACUUGGUCCUCCGCUUGCGAGGUGGUAUGCAGAUUUUCGUCAAGACCUUGACUGGCAAGACGAUCACCCUUGAGGUUGAGCCGUCCGACACCAUUGAAAAUGUCAAGGCCAAAAUCCAGGAUAAGGAAGGAAUUCCCCCUGACCAGCAGAGGUUGAUCUUUGCCGGCAAGCAGUUGGAAGAUGGACGCACCCUGUCCGACUACAACAUCCAAAAGGAGUCGACCCUCCACUUGGUCCUCCGUCUUCGUGGUGGCAUGCAGAUUUUCGUCAAGACCUUGACUGGAAAGACCAUCACUCUUGAAGUCGAGCCUUCGGACACAAUUGAAAAUGUUAAGGCUAAGAUCCAAGACAAGGAAGGCAUCCCUCCCGACCAGCAGAGGUUGAUCUUUGCUGGCAAACAGCUUGAGGACGGCCGCACAUUGUCCGAUUACAACAUCCAAAAAGAGUCCACGCUUCACUUGGUCCUUCGUCUGCGCGGUGGAAUGCAAAUUUUCGUUAAAACUCUCACAGGCAAGACCAUCACCCUUGAGGUUGAGCCCUCAGACACCAUUGAGAAUGUUAAGGCCAAGAUUCAGGAUAAGGAAGGAAUUCCCCCUGAUCAGCAGAGGUUGAUCUUCGCCGGCAAGCAGUUGGAAGAUGGCCGCACCCUCUCCGACUAUAACAUCCAAAAGGAGUCGACCCUCCAUCUAGUCCUCCGCCUCAGAGGUGGCAUGCAGAUCUUCGUGAAGACCUUGACCGGCAAGACCAUCACCUUGGAGGUCGAGCCUUCGGACACAAUUGAGAACGUUAAGGCCAAGAUCCAGGACAAGGAAGGCAUCCCUCCCGAUCAGCAGAGGUUGAUCUUCGCUGGCAAACAGCUUGAGGAUGGACGCACCCUUUCUGAUUACAACAUCCAGAAGGAGUCGACCCUCCACUUGGUCCUUCGUCUUCGCGGUGGAAUGCAGAUCUUCGUCAAAACACUCACAGGCAAGACCAUUACUCUGGAGGUUGAGCCCUCAGACACCAUUGAGAACGUCAAGGCUAAGAUCCAGGACAAGGAGGGCAUCCCUCCCGACCAGCAGCGUCUCAUUUUCGCUGGUAAGCAGCUGGAGGACGGACGCACGCUCUCCGACUACAACAUCCAAAAGGAAUCAACACUACAUCUCGUCCUCCGCCUCCGAGGAGGAAUGCAGAUCUUCGUUAAGACCCUGACCGGCAAGACAAUCACCCUGGAGGUUGAGCCCUCCGACACAAUCGAAAAUGUCAAGGCAAAAAUCCAGGACAAGGAGGGAAUCCCCCCUGACCAGCAGCGACUCAUUUUCGCUGGCAAGCAGCUCGAGGACGGCAGAACCCUGUCCGACUACAACAUUCAAAAAGAGUCCACCCUCCAUCUCGUGCUGCGUCUGCGCGGUGGCAUGCAGAUCUUCGUGAAGACCCUGACAGGCAAGACCAUCACUCUUGAGGUUGAGCCCUCGGACACCAUUGAGAACGUCAAGGCUAAGAUCCAGGACAAGGAAGGCAUCCCUCCUGACCAGCAGAGGUUGAUCUUCGCUGGCAAACAGCUCGAGGACGGACGCACCUUGUCUGACUACAAUAUUCAGAAGGAGUCCACCCUCCAUCUGGUCCUCCGCCUCCGAGGUGGCAUGCAGAUCUUUGUUAAGACCCUGACAGGCAAGACCAUCACUCUUGAGGUCGAGCCCUCAGACACCAUCGAGAAUGUGAAGGCCAAGAUCCAGGACAAGGAGGGUAUCCCUCCCGACCAGCAGCGACUCAUUUUCGCCGGCAAGCAGCUGGAGGACGGCAGAACCCUGUCCGACUACAACAUCCAGAAAGAGUCGACCCUUCACCUUGUCCUGCGUCUCCGAGGAGGAAAUUAAACUGCAUCUCAGAAAUAUUCCAGUAAAUUUAAAGUCUGCGUUUUUUUCACUUUCAAUUAUGUAACCAAUUACAAGGAAUAGAGACAAGUCAGUCAUAUAAAUACCUGAGUCACAAAUAAAGGAUAUAUUCCGUCUUGGUGCCGAAAAAUUAGCACAUGCGAUUUUUCUUGCAAAGAAAAGGCCAACAAUUAAUUCAGUUUACUAAGCCGUGCCUAAUUUUUACGACACCAAGACAAUAUUUGCAUUUGCAACUAAA
Messenger RNA from Cloeon dipterum, 2472 nucleotides. RefSeq names its product Polyubiquitin-63E (gene Ubi-p63E). Gene Ontology annotation, cellular component: nucleus; cytoplasm. The record is from RefSeq and is a predicted model, not a curated record. The transcript is spliced from 2 exons. Gene Ontology annotation, molecular function: protein tag activity; RNA binding; ubiquitin protein ligase binding. Gene Ontology annotation, biological process: modification-dependent protein catabolic process; protein ubiquitination. Lineage: Eukaryota; Metazoa; Arthropoda; Insecta; Ephemeroptera; Baetidae. Bases 159 to 2216 code for a protein of 685 amino acids.